Messenger RNA from Paramecium tetraurelia, 1500 nucleotides. RefSeq lists its product as uncharacterized. The transcript is spliced from 4 exons. The record is from RefSeq and is a predicted model, not a curated record. NCBI's taxonomy places the organism in Eukaryota, Ciliophora, Oligohymenophorea, Peniculida, Parameciidae.
AUGUCAAUAUAUUUUUUUCAUUCAACCUCUAUUUUAAUAAUUGAUGAUACUCUAUAAAGCAAAAUUAUAAUUUUUGCAAUUCAAUUAUUCAGUCCUUCAUAUUAUUUUAUUGUCAUCAAGUUCUCUGUUAGAAUCAAACGAUAUAGUAUUAAUCUUAGUUUCUUAUGUUCUUCUUAUUUGAUUCAAAAGACCUAAUUUAUCACAUCGAUUCCAAUUUGCUUUUAGUUUUUUAUUUCUUCCUUUUAGCAGCGAACUCCUAUACCAAAUCUUCCUAUCAUAAUUUAGUGGUUUACAUAUUCUUUUUCUAAAUAUAUUUUUUCAUCCAUUUUGAUUCCGAUAGUUUUAAAUAGACAACUUUAAUUGUUAUUAAAUCUAAACUUAAGUGAUAUUGACUUAAAUUGCAAUUAUUGUGAUUUACAACAAACCUUGAAGAUAAAGGCGAAUUUUGCAUCUAAUUUAUAUUAUGUAAUGAUAACGUUAUUUUAUAAUAAAAUGCACUAUAUUUUUAAUAUUGUUAAGUCAUAUAGUUAUUUAAAUUAUUCCCAUAAAAUCAAUCUAAUCUUAUUAAAUAAUUAAACACUUUUACACCUAUUCGAAAUGUCAGAUGAAAUAAUUGAAAAUAAUGACAAUGUGGCUAAAUAAAUUAUCAUGGACGAUGGACACGAGUUUGUAAAUUCAUCAGACUAAAGAUUACCAAGUAUGAUAAGUCAAAGUCAUAUACCUCUACCAUUUUAAGGAGAAGAAUUCACACCUACCAAUACCGAUUAAUUUUUAAAUACUACAAUUCCUCAAGGGACUAUAUUAGAGUGUGACGUGAAAAUAGUCAAAGGAUGGUUUGGUUGCCAUUUAGCAUACAAUUUUUAUCAUUCAAAAACCCAAAAACUAUUACUUUCGGUUAAAAAAUCUAAAUGUACAGGUAGCCAUCGAUUUUAUUUGAGCAAAUCAGAAACUGAACUUGAUGUUGUCGGAACGUUAGAGUCUAAUUUUAGUGGCACCUAAUUCAUAUUGUAUUCAAAGGGGUUAUCUUACAAGAAUUCAAAUGAAAAAAACAAUUUAAGAAAAGAACUUGCAUUCAUUCAUUAUGAGUACUAAUUAUUAAAAACGAGAAAAGGAAACCUUUUUAAGGCUUAUAUUCCUUCUUUAAAAGAUGGCCAACCCACAUAAAUCAUUCCUACAGAUGAAAAUACAGGAUUGAAAAUCAAAAGUAGAUUUAUAAAUAAACGUAAUCAAGAAUAUUUUGAAUUUCGAACUCAAGAGCCUAUUUGGAAUUAAAAAUAUUAAUCCUUUACACUUCCAUUUAAUUCUAGAGUAAAUAGCGCGUCUGUUCAUAAUUUUUUGCUUAAGUAAUCAAAUGAUGAUGGCAAAUUAAAUAAAGAUGUAGCAAUUUAGUUUGGAAGAUUUGAUGAAAAGAUCCUAAACAUAGAUAUUGCCUAUCCCUUUACUCCAUUACAAGCUUUCUCAAUCGUCAUCAGCUAAUUGGAUAAUAAAUUACUAAUCUGA